GCCUCGCGGAGGAGCGAGAGCGAGAGCGCGCGCGCGGGGGGGGAAGGGCGAGAGGAGAGCAGUCACGUGACCAGUGGUGGGCGCCGCUGCUGCCGCCGCCGCCGCCGCUUUGUGAGCACGUUGGGCAGAUUUUCUAUUUUGUACAUACAUUGUUUUGUAUAUACUGUAUAUGAUGACGUCGGUGGGCAGUGAACGUCCUCGGGGCGCUCGAGACAAAGUGCAGAUUUCGACCGCGCAGCUGACACAACCACAGAAACCAGUUGUACAGGCAACAGCAGAACAAAUUCGCCUUGCCCAGAUGAUCUACGAUAAGAACGACGCAGACUUUGAGGAUAAAGUGAAGCAGCUUAUGGAAGUGACUGGGAAGAAUCAGGAUGACUGCAUAGUGGCUCUACACGACUGUAACGGGGACGUGAACAGAGCGAUCAAUAUCUUGCUGGAAGGAAGCUCAGACACAACUUCGUGGGAGACGGUGGGAGGAAAGAAGAAAAGUCUUGGAAAGGAAAGUUCAGAAAACAAAGAGAACAGAGAAAAGCGAGGGGACAGAGAAGUGAGCCGUGGACGGGGAAGUUCCAACAGACGAGGAAGAGGGGGCAGCCGUGGUCGAGAGUUUAGAGCAGAGGAGAAUGGCGUGGAUAACAGCCAAGGGGAGAGGCCUUCCGAUCGUGGGAAACGCGGGAGAGGAAGAGGAUUUGGACGUGGCAGAGGAAGAGGAACAGGGAGGUUUUCAGCCCAAGGCAUGGGGACAUUUAACCCUGCAGAUUAUACAGAAUCUUCUGCCACGGAUGGCUUUGGAAGGAAACAAGACUCCUGGGAGUCUGGACAGAAUGAUGGAGAUGAUGGUACAGGAGCGUGGAAGAACUCGAUAGAAGAAUGGACAGCUGAAGAAUGGAAUGAAGAUCUUUCGGAAACCAAGGUCUUCACUGCUUCGUCUGCUCCAGCCGAGAAUCAUGUUGCCGCCGGUCAAAGCAUCGACCUGGUUGCCCUGCUUCAAAAGCCGGUGACUUCUGGCCAAGAAACGGAGGGGAACUCCUUCGAGGCAUCCAAGCAGCAGAACUUUGGGCAAGCUUUGGUCUUCACGAAUUCCCAGCACAACUCCUCUCAGAUGGCCUUGGGAGCCAGUAAUGCAAGUGCCGUGAACUCCUAUUCUCCCCAGAGCCGGUCUUCAGUCCUUUGUUCUGGAUUUGGAGAGCUUGGGUCUACGAAACUGGCCAACUCCACUGGAUCUCCGAUCUUAGAGCAGUUGAAAUCCCCAAGUUUGAGCCAGUUCACUUCACAAGGUUCUCUCACUACAAACUCCCCUGUUUCCACAACGGCAUCAUCAUCAUGGGAAGGAAAGCCUUCAAUUUCACAGCCUUCUAUUCUCAGUCAGUUUGACUUCAAAUCUCAACCUGAGCCAUCCCCAGUCCUGAGUCAGCUGACGCAGCGGCAGCAGCAGCAACAGCAGCAGCAGCAACCGUGCAUCGCACCUGCCCCACCUCCUGGACUAGAGUCCUUCACUCAGCAAAAAGCCCGAGAGCCGUCGCCAGUGGACAACUCCAUAGCGGUCAGCAAAAUGCUGCACCUCCCGAGCUUGUCUGCAGAGAACCAGGUGGCCUCCCCGCAUCAAGUGCAACAGAAACAGAUCAAGCUGCCGAAACGAAGGAUACCCCCGGCGUCUAAGAUCCCUUCCUCUGCGGUGGAGAUGCCCGGGUCUGCAGACAUGUCAGGGUUAAAUGUGCAGUUUGGAGCUCUUGAGUUUGGAUUGGAGCCGCCUCUUUCAGAGUUUGGAUCCGCUGCCAGCUACGAAAGCAACAGCCAGGCAACCAACAGCAUCUUGUACCCAAAGACCGUAAAUGAUCCUUUGAAUACCUCUUUGCCAAUGUCCAAUACAGCACAGGAGUCCACCUAUACCACCACCCCUGCCAUCACUUCUGCCAGCCUGAGCUGCUCUUCCCAGAGCACUAGUCCUGUAAACGCCACUUCUUCUUACGACCAGGCCUCUGUGCAUAGCAGAAUCACAUACCAAAGCUCCGUGCCUCCAACAGAAUCAACCCUGGCUGCUGUCACGAAUGGACAUGGCAGUGUUCGAACGCAGCCAACCCUUGACACUCCGUCAUCCGUUCCAGCGUCUAAGGCAGAAACCUCUCCUCCAUCGCUACCUGCCAAAGGCUCCUCCCUGCCUAGCACCACAGCCGGCGCUGCCGCCACCGCUUUGCUUCUCCCUCCGGCACCCCCGCAUACCGCCGCACUUCCCAGCUUGCCACCGUCCAAUGAGUUGGCCAGCAGCUCUCUCUCCCAGUUAAGCAGCAAUCUUUCGAACCAUCAGAGCAGCCUGCCAUCUGCCUCAGCCCUGUCAUCAUCCACGUCACACACGCACACGAGUGUCGAGAACUGCACUGUGAUCCCUCCUCCUUCCACCACCUUCUCUGCGGCCUCCACCUUGACCACCACGGCUUCCGUCUCCAGCACGGCCAGCAGUGGGAUGGCCAACACCACCAACAGCUUGGGCCUGAACGUGACCGCCGUGUCUUUGCCGGCUCCCACCACCCGGGCAGCUCCCUUAGUGUCUUCAGGCAAAGCACCCCCUAACCUGGCACAAGGGGUACCACCCUUGCUACAUAACCAGUAUAUUGUCGGACCUGGAGGAAUCCUGCCAGCCUACCCACAGAUUUAUGGUUAUGAUGAUCUCCAGAUGCUCCAGUCCCGGCUGCCAAUGGAUUACUACGGAAUUACAUUCCCGGCCCCGGCAACUUUGACAGGCAGAGAAGGGAGCCUUGCUAACAAUGUUUACUCAGGUGAUGUCACGAAAUUCGGCCGUGGAGAUGCUGCCUCGCCCGCCCCCUCGACCACUCUGGCCCAGGCGCAACAGAACCAAACGCAGGCUCACCACACGGCUCAGCAGCCUUUUCUCAACCCGGCCCUGCCGCCCGGGUACAGCUACACGGGGCUGCCCUACUACGCCGGCGUUCCCGGAGUCCCCAGUGCUUUCCAGUAUGGGCCCACCAUGUUUGUUCCUCCGGCGUCCGCCAAGCAACACAGCAUCAGCUUGAACGCGGCCUCGGCACCCUUCCAGCAGGCGAGCGGCUACAGCCAGCACAGCUAUGGGGCAGGCUACGAGGACCUCACGCAGGGGACGGCCGCCGGUGACUACAGCAAGGGAGGGUACACGGGCACCUCUCAAGCACAAAACAAGGCCACUGGGAGCGGACCAGGAAAAGGUGUUUCUGUGACCUCAAGUAACACGGGUGUGCCUGAUAUUAGUGGCUCGGUCUACAACAAGACUCAGACGUUUGACAAGCAAGGAUUCCAUGCCGGCACGCCACCUCCGUUCAGCUUGCCGUCGGCCCUCGGCUCCACGGGGCCCCUGAACCCUGGAGGGGCGCCUGGCUACGCCCCGGCUCCCUUCCUUCAUAUCCUGCCUGCUCAUCAGCAGCCUCAUUCCCAGAUGUUGCAUCAUCACCUUCAACAGGAUGGGCAGGGUGGAUCUGGACCGCGCAGCCAGCCGAGCACGAUGCAGCAGAAGUCCCAGGCUCCGAAAACCGCCUACGGAACAUCUCCCUACUGGACAAACUAACUCCAGACCAGGAAGAAGGGGGAGGCAGGCAGGGAAGAAGGGAGAAAUCCAGCCCGUAGCCGGUGGUGCCCUUUUGCAGACUCCCUAACCCCACCCCUGCCAGAAGAACAUCUGGGGGAAGGGGAGGGGGAGGCACGAUGGAGGGCGGGCAGCCUGACCCCUUCCCCCCGCUUCCUCUAUUAUUUGCUGUUGUAUGUAAUAUAUUUAUGUAUGUAUUUGUAAAUGUAAUAGAGCCUAACGGUGGUUUCUGCAA
This is a messenger RNA of Pogona vitticeps (central bearded dragon), 3809 nucleotides long. NCBI's taxonomy places the organism in Eukaryota, Metazoa, Chordata, Lepidosauria, Squamata, Agamidae. The record is from RefSeq and is a predicted model, not a curated record.